AUGUCUAAUCCAACAAUCAACAAAGUCGCCAUUUUCGGAGUCACCAUAAUUACUCGCGCCGAGUCCACUUCUACUUUCCCCCGGGGACUUCCCGUCAUUCGCAUCCGCUAUACGCUUGAGGAUCUCACCACCGCGCUUGCCGGCCAGGAUGCCGCUAUCUGCGCGGUCGGCCCUGGCGGGGUUGACUCGCAAGUCACGAUGAUUGAGGCUGCUGAGGCGGCCGGUGUGAAACGAUUCAUCGUGAAUGACUUUGGCUGGGGUCCAGAUUACCGCAGUCUGCCCGAGUUUCGAGCGCCUCAUCUCCGUCGCCGUGCGGGCUGGGACUGUGCGCGAGCCAAGGCCGAGACCAAUCCUAACUUUACUUUUACUGGUAUCACUUCUGGGAACCCUAUCGACUGGGCUAUCAAGAAAUUUCCCCUGAUGGGCUUCGACAUUGCCCAAUCCUCCGCCACAAUCUACGAUACAGGAACCGAGAAUUUCACUGGCACAACCCUCGCAGGUAUCGGGCAGUCGGUUGUGGGUGUCCUGCAGCACCCCAGUGAAACGUCAAACCGAUUCGUCAAAGUCCUGUCGAUCAAAACCAACCAGAACGAACUUCUAGAGGCUUUCCAACGCAGCACAGGUCAAGAAUGGUCGGUGCGGCACGCCUCCGUCCAAGAUGUUGCUCAGAAGGGUCGACAGAAGUUUCAGGCUGGACUGGGUGGUUGGGCACUUGAAAUGGUCGUUGCGCAGAUGUAUGAUGAAGGACAAGCCCGAUGUGUUGUGGCGCCUUCGUGGGAGGAGUCCGAUGCACCACUUCUGGGAGUCGAAAAUGAGACUGCCGAAGGGGUGGUGGCCAAAGUGCUACAGAGUUGA
Molecule: messenger RNA, 855 nt
Organism: Penicillium diatomitis
Lineage: Eukaryota; Fungi; Ascomycota; Eurotiomycetes; Eurotiales; Aspergillaceae
Product: NAD(P)-binding protein
Exons: 3
Coding region: 1-855 (284 amino acids)
Source: RefSeq, a predicted model, not a curated record